Spodoptera litura is the source of this 1603-nucleotide messenger RNA. RefSeq lists its product as uncharacterized. Lineage: Eukaryota; Metazoa; Arthropoda; Insecta; Lepidoptera; Noctuidae. Gene Ontology annotation, cellular component: plasma membrane. Gene Ontology annotation, biological process: protein localization to plasma membrane. The record is from RefSeq and is a predicted model, not a curated record.
GAUUUUUUCGUCAAGGAGGAAUAGUAUGUUAACCUUAACAGCGCUGCAGAAUAAUAUACAAGGGCUCACUCCGUUAUACAUGCCAAUGAAUCUAAAUACAGAAUUUCAUAAGUCCAAAGUGACGGCUGUGAAUAAACUGCAUUACAUUUUAAGCCACACAAACAGAAAACUUCUACAGGAACAGGACUUUAAACCAUUGCUCCUGUGUUCUUUAACCCUGGUUUAUUACUUUGGUAUGCGAAUUAAAUUAAACAGACUCAUUUCAAAAUAUUGGCAUUGGUGUGGCAGGCGUCGAUUUCAUCAAGCAGAAACAGCCUUUCAAAUAACUAUGGAUAUGUUGUUACCAGAAUGUAAUGAAGCUACAAUUAAGACUACUCUUAAGUUCUUUUCAGACGUGCAACUUUGGUCCUUUGAGAGUUUCGUUGAACAAAUUCUGGAAGUGCUUCUGUUCUUCGACAGAGGAAAGACGACACUCUUCAACAUGAUGCUCACAGACAUUCACUAUGUCCUGUUCAUCGACAUGGAGUCAGUGACCAGACAUCGCAUGAGAGUCUUGUACAAUUUACUCAAAAGUUCUAAUUGGGUCAUUGAAAAUGGAAAGCUUUUACCGUUCGUCACACGUUUGUUAGAUUUUUUCGCUUAUAGCGUCUCCAAGGAUGAUGGAAGGACAACACAGUACAGAUAUCUUAGAAAAGGUUUCGAAGUAUGUUUGCGUCGAAUCUUUGAAAGAGUGGAGAACAAGCAUCGUAAGUUAAUAAUAACUACAAUGCUUAACUGGUUCUCAAUGGUUAACAUGAAUCAGGAGCAUGUCCUAGAGUUUUCCACAUUGUUAGACCACGCUGCUGAAUUUUAUCAAGUGGGUAUAUACAAAGAUAGCUUCGGUCAAGGAUUGAUUGAACACGUGCUCGUCAAUUUAGUAGGAUCUUCGAAUGCCACCAACAGUCUUGUUGGUUGUAGGCUUAUGCUGAAAUUCUUAGACCGCCAGCACAACUCACAAUAUCUCGUAAUUCCAACGUUGUUCUAUGAAUUUUCACAGGUGCGACUAAAAGUCGGUGAUUAUGACAUUAAAGACAAACUAUUCAUUCGAUAUCACAGAGAAAAGCUAAACAAUAAUCUGUUGAAGGCAAUUAAAAGACACGGCACCAAUAUUGUUAAUCUGAAAACUAUAUACACUAUAGUGUGUUGUAUGGUGUUGGAAGUACCUUGCGGACUGACAGCUGCAGCCGCCGCUUGCAUCGUGAUGGCCAUACAAGAUCAGGCUCUGAAUGGAGAGAACAUACCGGCGCCCUGCAGAUACUGGCUGCAUGCCGUCGUCGUGUCUAUAAUGUCCCUGAUAUGUUGGGUCCACAAGGCGCCCGUGCUUUACACCUACGUGAACCAUAUUGUGGCACGCCGAGCGAAGGAGGCACCACAAUUAAACCCGCCGUUGAUGUACUUUUACAAGAUUGGCAGGCAUCACGUCACAUGGAAUAAGCCUACCCUUUUUUUUGAAGACUGGGAAUUACGUUAUGCACUCUGGAAACAUUUCCAAGAUACACGGACCACACCAUUUGCUGAGCAGACCAUUACCAGAAAAGUACCAUCACUCGAUUUGCAAAAUUGA